This is a messenger RNA of Oreochromis aureus, 3640 nucleotides long. RefSeq names its product multidrug and toxin extrusion protein 1-like. Gene Ontology annotation, cellular component: membrane. The record is from RefSeq and is a predicted model, not a curated record. Gene Ontology annotation, biological process: xenobiotic detoxification by transmembrane export across the plasma membrane. The transcript is spliced from 16 exons. Gene Ontology annotation, molecular function: xenobiotic transmembrane transporter activity; antiporter activity. The coding region runs from base 39 to 1799 and encodes 586 amino acids. Lineage: Eukaryota; Metazoa; Chordata; Actinopteri; Cichliformes; Cichlidae.
CCCGGCUGUUUGCACAGAACACCUGGAUUUGUUCAAUUAUGGACACUUCUGUGAAAAGGGCGGGAAAAUGCACAGAGGAAGCGAAAGACGACUUAAAGGAAGCUGCAGCGGCUUCUUGCGCUCAGAGCUCCCGUUGCUGUUGCCAGAAAUGUGUCCCUGGAUUCGUUCCAACAAAUUACCGCAAUGAGCUGGUGCAACUUUUCAAACUAGCGGGACCAGUGGUCAUUUCCCAGUUGAUGAUUUUCAUGAUCGGUUUUGUCAGCACGGUGUUCUGUGGUCACCUGGGGAAAACUGAACUUGCAGCUGUAGCAUUAUCAAUUGCGGUAGUUAACGUCACUGGUAUUUGCAUUGGCACCGGUUUGUCGUUAACUUGUGAUACCCUCAUAUCUCAGACGUAUGGGAGCGGUAACUUGAAGCGUGUGGGUGUGAUUCUCCAGAGGGGAGUUCUGAUUCUGCUGCUGGCCUGUUUCCCUUGUUGGGCCAUCCUCAUCAACACUGAACCUCUCCUACUUGCUGUCAAACAGAGUCCAGAGGUCGCCAGCCUCUCCCAGCUCUAUGUGAAGAUCUUCAUGCCUGCUCUGCCGGCUUCUUUCAUGUACCAGCUGCAGGGGAGGUAUCUUCAAAAUCAGGGAAUUAUAUGGCCUCAAGUUAUAACUGGAGCAAUCGGAAAUGUCUUUAAUGCAAUAAUCAACUACGUCCUCAUCCAUCAGCUGGAUUUGGGUGUUGCUGGAUCAUCAGCAGCCAAUGCGAUCUCCCAGUAUUUGCUGGCAUCAGUCUUAUUCAUUUACAUAUGCCUGAGGGGUCUUCAUAAGGCCACAUGGGGAGGUUGGUCCCUCGAUUGUCUCCAGGAGUGGGGACCCUUUGUCCAGCUGGCUGUCCCCAGCAUGCUCAUGCUCUGUCUGGAGUGGUGGAUGUUUCAGGUGGGAGGGUUCCUGGCCGGUGUGAUCAGUGAGGCCGAGUUGGGAGCUCAGUCAGUAACCUAUCAGCUGGCCUCUUUAGCUUAUAUGUUUCCACUGGGGUUUGCUAGUGCUGCCAGCGUACGGGUUGGGAAUGCACUUGGUGCAGGAAACAUCGAGCAGGCCAAGCUGUCGUGCAAAGUCCCCAUCAUCUGUGCAUUCACAAUAGCAUGCUUUGUCAGUACUAUUCUUGGCAUCUCUAAAAAUGUCAUUGGAUACAUUUUCACCUCAGACCUAGAUAUUUUGCAGAGGGCUUCUGACGUCAUUGUGAUAUUUAGUUUCUUGCAUCUUGCUGAUGCCAUUGGGGCUGUGGCCGGAGGAGUUCUCAGAGGUGUAGGAAAGCAGCUGGUUGGUGCUCUGUGUAACCUGGUCGGGUACUACUUUAUUGGCUUACCCACUGGUGCGUCGCUGAUGUUUGCAGCCAAAAUGGGGAUUGUAGGAUUUUGGACAGGCCUUACGGUUUGCGUGUUAGUGCAGUCGAUCUUUUUCAUCACAUUUUUGUGCAGACUUGAUUGGAAGAAGGCUGCUGAAGAGGCCAAAGUGCGAGCAGGAGUCCGCGUCAAAGAAGAAAAAGACACGAUCAAGAUGGAAAAUAGAGAAUCUAAUCACAUCCAGACCCCAAUCAGUACUAUUGCAUCCAGUGGUGAGAGCGCCGGGGUGGACCACAUAUACAUGGAGAUGCAAAUACCAGAAGAGAGUAAAACCACCAACACCACUACAGUGGGAGAUGUUCUGUCAGUGUCACAGCUGGUGUUACGGCGCGGCCUGAUGAUACUCAUCAUGAUCCUCAUCCUCGCUGCUGGAAUCAUUACCAGCACCGUCCUCACUCCGCUGCUCAAAUGAUGCAACGUGGACAGUCGGACAAAAAGCAUAAAGUUUAUCUAAGUCAUAAAAAUGCACCUUCUUUUGUGGGAGGGUUACCUACACUGUUGAUUCAACAGAGGAACAGCUGUGUGCAGUUUGUGCCCCGUCUUACACUGUCCGGCCACAGAGAUGAAUUCAAUAAGAUGAAAAGGGCGGAAUAUGUAGUAAACCAAGGACAGCGUUACUAAGGCCUUUAAUGAAAAUGUGUGUAAAAUGAGGACACUGUUUGAUAAUGAUGAUCAGUUUGAUGACAGUUGAUCUUUGUGACACAUAGAACAUAAUGUACAUUUUAUCAACAGUCCUGUAUAAAGACAGUGAAAACAAGGAGACACAAAACAGAAGUAUGAGAAAGCAGAUCUCUUCAGGCACACUCUGUUCACUGGGACUAGACCUGAUCUUGAAGCCACAAAGAAAGCACUGUGCAUCUUUAUACAUUAAAUAGCUUUUUUCUGCUGACCUUUUUCCAGUGUUGGUGCAGGACAGUGAGAUCCAGGCCACAUUUCAGUUUGAAUAUAACAUAAAAAAAACUUAUGGUAAUGUGCAAAGAAAUCAAGGCCAGAAUCCACAGGCUGCAUUUGUGACUCAUUGGUGGUUAUUGUAGGGUGGAACUGGUUCCAGAUUAGGCACUUGGUCUGUUUUGGUGAAAGGAAGGUGAUAUGUAAGAUGCCAUAUUUCAGCCGCUCAGGUUGGGUUAUUGAAGGCUUUACAGAUUUGUUGAUGGUAACAUUCUUUACAGUCUGUAUUUUCAGAAUAAAAAUAUGACUGUGGUAUCACAUGAUGCCACAACUCAGCGGCUCAGGUUGGUUUAAUGUUUUUCAAAUGGAUAGCUUCGGUGCAGCUACUAAAAAUCUCAGAUGAGUUCGAAUUUCAGUGACUUUGAUCUCAAGGUCAGAGGUAACAUUUUCUGAAAAUCUUGUGAAUGCUAUAACUCAAGAACAGGCCGACGUAGGAUUCUGAAAUUGAUAAAAUCAUGUAUCUAGUAGGUUUUUUUUGUGAACUGUGGGGUAUUUUUCUUGUAGCAUUAAGCAUAAAAACUGAGAUUUGUCUGCCUAAAAGCUAAAUCAGAAAUACCAAAAGAAGAUUAAGGAUUUAAUUUAAUUUUGCCCUGUCUCUCUAAUUACGUUUGACAAUCAUUUAUGGUAAAUAAGACCAUAUCUGCACAUCUUCAUACAAUCACAAUCAAACGGGUGUACAGGUGUUCCUAAUAAACUGCUCCUCUAGUGUGUGACAUUCUCACAACAAGGGGUUAUUACCAUGGUAACACUUACCCUCAGACUGACUCAGUUUCCCACCAAUGACCUGACCCUGCUCCCUGAUGCUCACCUGUUUGUUUCCACUUUUCCAGAAUCUAAUGUAAAGUUUUUGUUUUUAUAUUUUUGCGCUGUUGAUUUUACUGAAUUUAAAUGUUCAGGUAACUCAACCCCUCUGAGGACAUUGCUGUGUAAAAGUAUUGUCCUGAUUCAUAAUAAUGUAACAAUAAAGUGUUUGCAAAGCGUUGAAGCAAUCACUUGAUAAUUUAUAAAUCACUGUCUUCUGGUCAUACUGGGCAGCUUUAAGUAUGAAUGUGUGUAUUUAUGUAUGAUUAAACAUUUACAACUUCACUGUAAAAUAAAUAAAUGAAUAAGAAUCUUAUUGAAGCAAACGUCAAAAAGUCGUCUCUUUGAAGUCACUCAGAGCUCACUUUAAGUCAUCAGUCUCAUCUCAGAGACAAGCACAGAGCUCAUCACUGAGCUACCCGUGGUAAUGACUUCUGUCCCACUCAGCCCCGUCUUGGUUCAGUCGUUUUCAGCUAUUUACUCAUUUCUGAUCUUUAGUUCUAG